Molecule: messenger RNA, 2415 nt
Organism: Dermacentor andersoni
Lineage: Eukaryota; Metazoa; Arthropoda; Arachnida; Ixodida; Ixodidae
Product: glutamyl aminopeptidase-like
Biological process (GO): proteolysis; peptide catabolic process
Cellular component (GO): membrane; cytoplasm
Molecular function (GO): metalloaminopeptidase activity; peptide binding; zinc ion binding
Source: RefSeq, a predicted model, not a curated record
UGCUGAACUGAGUCACGGGUCACAUCAGUAACAACUUUUAGUUUUCUUGUCCGGGAUCUUAUUUUCUCCUAGGAUAUUGUUUCUCAGAUUGUGUCGACAGUCUUCUGACUUCAGCUCUUUGCUGCGUGCCACCUGCACAAAUGGGUGUCACGGCGAGUAAAGAAACGGCGUUACGUACGAACGAAGAAUACUGCAGCUACGAUUUGUGAACUGAUUUAGGACUUUUGGUUAAACACAUUUCACUCGCCUUUGGCCGUGUCCGUGCUGAAUCAUUUUCUAUGUAACUCAGGCAUGGUACGUAACAGUUAACAUUGAUUUCAAACACGCAAUUUCGAUUUUUUUUACUAACCUCUCGUUUAUGUAACAAUGUAUUAAUUCGAAUGCAGCAUUAUUAUUUUUUUUUCUUUUUUGCAAGCAAUCCACUUGAUGCUGCUUCUCAAAAGCUUAUCCGCCGACGCUGUCGGCAGAGUUCAAGUCAAACCUGCAUGUCUGAAUAUCACAAAAUGAAGGGGGGGUUAGUAACGUUCGCACAGCUGCAAGACCGACAGCUGUCAGUUAUCGAGGUUACUCGUUAUCCCCGUUCCUCGUUUUUUCAGCGAAUUCUUCCUUCUCUUUGACGAGUGAUGAAUGUUCUCUUGGUGGAAAUAAACUGUGCGAGCGAGAAGGGCCGCGUGCAGACGUUCGUAAUUUCCGAUGAAUCGCUCGUUUUCGUAAAUCGCUAUAAUGUGCACUCUUGAGAUGCAUUGCCCGCGAAAAGCAAAAUACGGACUGGAGAAGUGAACUGCGUCUUCUGUUUGCCCUUGCAGGUUUCUCGCAACCUCCAAGUUCCAGCCCACGUACGCGCGGCGGGCUUUCCCGUGCUUCGACGAGCCCAACUUCAAGUCGAGGUUCAACGUCACCAUUAUACACGACAGCAACCACAUGGCAUUGUCCAACAUGCCCGUCCUCAAUGGCUACCCUAUUACUCGUGAAGGCGGAAAAGUGGUGACUAAGUUCGAGGAAUCCGUGCCCAUGGUGACUUACUUGGUCUGCUUCAUCGUGUGUGAUUUUGAGAGGGUGCAGACUACAGCGUCCGUGGACCAGAUACCGUUCUCCGUGUACGCUGCUCCUAACCAGCUCAACAAAACUUACUACGCUCUCGACAUCGGUUCGAGGAUACUCAGUUUCUACGAGAAAUACUUCGGCCUGAAGUACCCUCUGCCGAAGCAAGACAUGAUCGCCAUUCCGGACUUUGUGUCUGGGGCGAUGGAGCAUUGGGGCCUCAUCACCUUCCGAGAAGUGAACCUCCUGUACGACCCAAAAAAGUCCAGUCCUCGGAACAAACAGCGAGUGGCAGCUGUCAUAGCUCACGAGCUCGCACAUCAGUGGUUUGGAAACCUCGUGACCAUGAGGUGGUGGGACGACCUAUGGCUGAACGAAGGCUUCGCAAGUUACAUAGAGUACAAAGGCAUCGACCACGUUGAACCGCAAUGGGACAUGAUGAACCAGUUUUUGACGGAGGACCUGCAACCUGUAAUGGACUUGGACUCGACCACCACUUCGCACCCAGUGGUUCAGAGCGUCAGUCACCCGGAUGAGAUCACAGAGAUCUUCGACACGAUUUCCUACAACAAGGGUGCAUCCGUGCUUCGAAUGCUCGAGAACUUCCUUGGACCUUCGGUAUUUCAGAGGGGCGUAUCGUCAUUUUUGUGGAACCACCAGUUCGGAAACGCCAAAACGGAAGAUCUGUGGGCAGAACUUUCCGAAGCCGCCGGCAAUACGCUGCCAGCGGGCUACAACGUGUCAACGAUCAUGGACACGUGGACGCGCCAGAUGGGAUACCCGGUGGUGACCAUCAGCCGCAGCGCCGACGACCCGACGCUCAUACGAGUCGUCCAGGAGCGCUUCCUACGCAACAACCAGCACCAUCGAAACGAAUCCGACAUCUCUCCCUACGGGUACAAGUGGAGCAUACCUCUCAGCUACAAGACUUCGGCAGCGAAAAAUAAAGUCAAGCAGAUCUGGCUUCACGACGAACAAGAUGAAUUCCACAUUUACGACGCUGGACAGCACGGCUGGGUUAAAUUCAACGUCAACCAGACCGGCUACUACCUUGUCAAUUACGACCCAACUGAUUGGCAGCGACUCGGAGAGGUUCUUCAAAAGCACCACGAAGAGCUGACACCUGCGGACAGGUCAAACUUGCUGUAUGACGCCUUCCAACUAGCUUGGUCCAACCGCCUGUCCUAUGAUGUUCUUUUCAACAUGACUCAGUACUUAAUCCAUGAGAUGCACCUCAUACCAUGGUCCACAGCUCAUGGAUCUCUACUUGCGCUGACGCAUCUCCUUGAAAACACCGAGGUCCGACGACCCAUGCAGGCAAGUGUAAUUUCGCAGCUAUUCGACAGAUAUAUGCGAGUGAGUGGUAUUUUCUGA